CCCUCGCUCGCUGUUCAUCGGACGCAGACGAGGAGUCUCUUAUACACAGACAAAUAAGAAAAGGGAUAGAGACGGAGACACGAGGCCACCGCCGCGGAUACUGACUGUUCCGAGUUCUACCGUCCAAUCAACCAAACCUACCGACGCCGGAGUAGGGUUAAGGGAAGUCUAGAUCGAAAACCCCUCCGAUGGCGUUGAAAUUUCUGAACAAGAAGGGAUGGCACACGGGGAGCCUUCGGAAUAUCGAGAACGUAUGGAAGGCCGAGCAGAAACAUGAUGCGGAACAAAAGAAGUUGGAGGAGCUCCGCAAGCAGAUCCAGGAGGAGAGAGAGCGCGCCGAGUUUCGAGAACUCCAGGAACAAGCCGGACUCGUUCCGAGGCAAGAGAGAUUGGAAUUUUUGUAUGAUUCUGGAUUAGCUGUGGGGAAGAGUAGUGGGUUUAAGGCUCUUGAAUCCUUGCCCACCAAGACCGAUCCUCCUGAUUCAACAGCUGCCUCUUCUUCUGCUUCCAAGCAGCCACAAUCAUCAGCGCCUGGUGCCUUAUUUGAAGAUAAACCACAAUCUGCCAAUGACACUUGGAGGAAACUCCAUUCAGAUCCUUUGCUAUUAAUUCGUCAAAGGGAGCAAGAUGCUUUAGCUCGUGUGAAGAACAAUCCAGUACAGAUGGCCAUGAUUAAGAAAUCUGUUGAAGCAAUGAAGCAAAAGGAUAAGACUCAUGAAAAAGAUGGGGAGAAGCACAGAAAGAAGCAUCAUCAUAAGAAGUCUAAGCAUCACAAAAAGUCAAAGCGCCGUAGUUCAAGUUCAGAUGAAGAUUCAAGUGAUGGGGAAGAACGAGGGAAGAGAGAUAGACAUAGGGACCAAAAACACAAAGAUAUGCAGACUAGAGAGUCAGAUGAAGAUUCAAGUGAAGGGGAUUACCGAGGGAAGAGAGAUCAACAUAGGGACCGAAAACACAAAGAUAUGCAGACUAGAGUGUCAGAUUUGAAAUCUGACAGAGAGCGUGGUGAUUAUAGACGUAAGAGCAACCAUGAUAGUAGUGAUUACGGGCAGAGAGAAUCUGGUGAUGCAAGGGAGAGAAGAGAGCAUAGAGACUUCACACGAAGAGACGCUGUACAUUCUUCAGAUACAGCACCAAAGCGUGAAGCAAACAAGCGCAGGAAUCCCGUUAGACUUUCUGAAGAAGAGAGAGCUGCCAGGCUGCGGGAGAUGCAGCUAGAUGCUGAGCUGCACGAGGAGCAAAGAUGGAAAAGGCUAAAGAAGGCAGAUGAAAAUGAUGCGAAGGAAGCUGUUGGUGCUCACUCAACAGGUGGAAGAAAUUUCCUGGAUGCUGCCCAUAGAAGCAUAUAUGGGGCUGAGAAGGGAGGAAGCACCACCAUAGAAGAGAGUGUGCGGCGCCGGACGCAUUAUCUGCAAGGGAGAUCAGAAGCAACCGAACGGAAUGCCUUUAGGAGGUAGGAUGAUAAUAAUAAUAGUUAUCUCCAGUCCUAGGUGUUGGUGUGACAAAUUGAGUGUAACUUCACAAAAAUAUGUACCAUCCAUAUUAGUUGUUUAUGAGCAUGAAACCUUUUAAUUUCUCUGUAAAAUGUAUUGCCUGCAUUUCAUAAGAACAUGGAAUUUAUGGAAGUCUAUGCAUGAUGCCUUAAUAUCUUAUAAUGAAUCACUUAAUCUGUUUGGGUGAUCA
Ipomoea triloba (trilobed morning glory) is the source of this 1680-nucleotide messenger RNA. Its product is annotated as pre-mRNA-splicing factor CWC25 homolog. The coding region runs from base 189 to 1454 and encodes 421 amino acids. Gene Ontology annotation, cellular component: U2-type spliceosomal complex. The transcript is spliced from 4 exons. Gene Ontology annotation, biological process: mRNA splicing, via spliceosome. NCBI's taxonomy places the organism in Eukaryota, Viridiplantae, Streptophyta, Magnoliopsida, Solanales, Convolvulaceae. The record is from RefSeq and is a predicted model, not a curated record.